CAGAGAUCUCUAAGAGGGAAGAGGAAGAAAUCAUUCAGAAACUUGCUCGCCUCCCUGGUGAGGUUUAGAAGGAAGAGCUGCAGAUCUGGCGGUCCAUUCAAAGCAUCACUUAACAAUUUAUAUUCCAUACACUGAGCGCUGUUAUUUAUUAAGAUGGCAUACAUGAUUGUAGAAGAGAAAACAGAUUCAAUCCUUCACCUUACGAGGUCUCCUGGUAUUAGGUCCUGGUCUGUGUUGGUUGGAAUUGGUUCCAUUGGUUUGGCUGCUGCCUACUACAGUACAGACAAUUGGGCAUGGAAAUUAUUUUAUGUGGCUGGGUGCUUUUUUGUAGCCAUACAAAACUUGGAAGACUGGGAGGAAGUUGUAUUUGACAAGAUUAAAGGAACUGCAGUUCUUAAAAAUUUUAACCUUUAUACAAGGAUAUUGACCAUGUGGUCCAACAGUCAGGAGCAAGUUGUGACGCAGAUUCAGCAUAUUCGUGACGUGACUGUGGAGGAGGAGAGAAUCCGCUAUUUGGGCAAAGGUUAUGUUGUAGUACUGAGGUUUGCAACUGGGUUUUCACAUCCACUUACCCAAAGCGCAGUGCUAAGUAAUCAAAGUGAUGUUAGUGCCAUAGCGGACCUUAUAAUUAACUUUCUAAACCUUAACAAACCUGCCUUUGAUGAGAAACCAGAAUUAUCUCCAGAUAGCAGUGAUGGUACCGGUAGUGACAAUGAAAAAAACUGAAGAUUAAUGGCAGAAAGCUGUUCACAGACAUUAAGAACACAACCAAAGUAAAUCAAAGGCUUUUAACUCCUGACAAAGUUGUGGAACAUUAAAAAAAAUCUAUAAACACACCUAUUAUGAAACUAUAUAGUGAUCAAUCAAUGUCCAACACUUAACAACCGGGCAAACUUCUUCCCUGGUGAAAUAAACUACGUUCCACUGAUACUAAUGUGGACUACUUGCUAAGGUAGUUUGUUGCUUUAAUUAAGUGUAUUAUAAAAAGUGCAAACUGUAAGAACUAAUAGCUGCUUAGGAAAACUGGAAUGGAGAAAUUAGUCUGGUAUUUAUUUUGACCUUUCCAGUUCAAAAUGGGUGGCACAGUUGUGAAGGUAGUGUUCUUGCCUCAUAGCUCCAGGUUCAAUCUGUGUGGAUGUUCCAUGUCCUCCAUGUGACAACUUGGGCUUCCCAUGGGUGCUCCAGUUUCCUCCCACAUCCUAAAAACUUGCUUAUUGGCACAUUAAUUUGUUAAUAUAAAAUACCCUCAGUGUAGGUGGAUGGGAGAAGAAUCAGGGUAGAGUUGAUGGGCUUGAGAGAGAGUGAAGUAAGUUGUGAAAUGGGUUUGAUGGGAUUGCUGUGAUAGCCAGCACAGUCCUGUUGGGCUGAAUGGUCUCCUGUAUCAAAAGGAGAUGUAAUAUGAAAAUAUUCUGCCUACAGUCCACUUCAACCUUCUUUCAGGGGUUUCCUGAGAAAGAUUGUUCAUACAAUUGUGUUGCAAAAGCAUAAAUUUUGGAUAUAUAAACCAAGUACAUGGAUGAUGAAUUUAGCAAUAGUUUAAGUGCUGAGUAUUUGUGUAGUAUCUUGAGAUGAUUGUGAAUGGCUAAAUACACUUUGUGCAUGAGUUGCCUUGUUUUGGCAACCCUUUUUUUUUCAUGGAAUUACCAUUUUUGUCAAGCUACUGUCAGAACUACCAUUUAAUACUGAACGUCGGUCAAGCAUUAUCUAUGGAGUUAACAUUUGAGCUUAAUAAUAGUAUUUCAGAUUUCCAGCAUCUGCAGUAUUUGCUUGUAUAAUUCUGAAUAAUUUGCAUAUUCACCAUUUUUAAAUAAAGUCAUUGCGUAAGGAAAGAUAUUUUGAAAUAUGUAAAAGAAUUACAUAUAUAGAUAAGAAAUAAUGUAAAAGAAUUACAUAUUUGAGGAUAUUCCAGGCAUGGAGAUUGCAAACCAUGAAAGUGAUGCUCCUCACAUACUCAAUACUCAACCUCUUGUUGGAUUCAGCUUUUGUUUGACAGAUAGAAAUCAUGAGUGUGACCAGACAUCCCAUUCUAUUCUAUGGAUAUUACCUGCGUCUUCACUCAUCAAUGUUAUGCUCCUUCCACCACAACCUGUAGCCCCUCUUCACCCAUAUCGAGUGGUCUCUGAUGUAUUGUUUCCCCAAUCUUUCUUCCUGCCCACUCUCCUCAUUCACUCAUUCUCUUCUCUCUAUUUUGGGGUCAAUUAUCUUACACUGGACUUAAUAAAUAUUGCAUUUGAUCUUCACAGUUUGGAAUGUAAUUAAAGAUUAAUUUAUUCAUAUUUAAACCAAGCCUUGUUUGUGUGCAUAUUAAUGGCUAAUUAAAGAACAUUAAAUAAACUUUAAUAAGUUUAAUCUG
This is a messenger RNA of Pristis pectinata (smalltooth sawfish), 2353 nucleotides long. RefSeq names its product cytochrome b-245 chaperone 1. The transcript is spliced from 7 exons. The record is from RefSeq and is a predicted model, not a curated record. Bases 154 to 726 code for a protein of 190 amino acids. Lineage: Eukaryota; Metazoa; Chordata; Chondrichthyes; Rhinopristiformes; Pristidae.